Molecule: messenger RNA, 972 nt
Organism: Heteronotia binoei (common prickly gecko)
Lineage: Eukaryota; Metazoa; Chordata; Lepidosauria; Squamata; Gekkonidae
Gene: ITGB3BP
Product: integrin subunit beta 3 binding protein
Exons: 9
Coding region: 95-640 (181 amino acids)
Biological process (GO): CENP-A containing chromatin assembly; regulation of DNA-templated transcription
Cellular component (GO): nucleoplasm
Source: RefSeq, a predicted model, not a curated record
GGCGGACUUUGACCGGUGCACCACAUUGGUUCCGGGCGGGAGUCUCAGUUUUGCGAUCGAAGGGCGGGGAAGGCGAAGCUGUUCACGCCUGAUCAUGCCCGUUAAGAGAGUUUUGAAGUUGGACAGCUUUACCACAGAAAAAGAACCCACAACUCCACUGCAGAGGAGAAAGAAAAAUUGCAAGUCUUAUUCACCAACUACAGGAACACGCCUAAUCAGUCCAUUUUCAACUCCCAGAAGCAAUAAUGUACAAGAGCACAGACAUGGUCUAUCAAAUGGAAGCAGAAAUGAAGUCCAUGACUUGCCAAAGAGCUCAUCCAAACAGGGACAACCUCAAAUAGAAAAGAAUGACAAAUUCUUAAUGGCACAACCCACAGUUGAGGAUUCAGUGGAAAAAUUUCUGCAACUGAGGCAGAAAUUGAUCCAUUUACAGGCUUUAGAGGGCAUCAGAGAGCCUGAAAAUAUUGUAGGUGUUUCAAACAACUCCUGCAACUUAAAAAGUGAAGUGAGAAAAAACAAAAAGCUGAUGGAACAAGUAAGAAAACUUAAGUGGUUGAGAAGAAGCCAUGGAGGUCUUCCUGCCCAAGGAUGUCAUCGGCAUGUUAACAGCUUCGAAUUCUUUAAAUCCCUCAUUGAAUAAGAUCUACUUUCCCACGCUGGUGAAAGCAAAGCAAGAACUUCAUAGCCUGAGGGGGACUCUGUAACAACUCUGAAAGCAGGGUUUGGUUUUACAAGGCAAGGACAUAAAGGUCACCACCUUGGGCGGCAUAUACCAGCUGCUCUUUCACACACACUCUCUGAGGAAGUGCUAUAAAGAUGUCUAGUUAUUCCAACCUUCUAAAUAUUUUAUACUCAAUUUUUGGAUUAAAAAAAAGACUCUGGAAUUACAAGGAUGCGCUAAUCCCUCCUAAAGGACAGUGCAAGUUGUGCCCUUGCUUCAGGGGCUCAAGCCUUAUUCUCAAUGAAAUUCCA